This is a messenger RNA of Dicrocoelium dendriticum, 3079 nucleotides long. The record is from the annotation of a GenBank genome assembly. Lineage: Eukaryota; Metazoa; Platyhelminthes; Trematoda; Plagiorchiida; Dicrocoeliidae.
GGCAAAUGUGAACGAUGCGGCGCGUAGAACGAACCCUUAUGAAUUUGUCCAUUGGACUACUAGUUUUUGUUUACUUUUUUCGAUUUCAGCAGGCGGUAACCUCUCUUAGAUGGAAUAAAUAUGUCAAUCCUUUCUAUAACGUGACGCAUCCAACAACAGAGAUGAUUUCCCACCAGCGAUUACCGUCCUCAGGUGAUAUAUCUCACAGAUUCUCGAAACGUUUGACCCUGAAGAAUUUUGCGGCCUACCCAAAUUCGGUUCAGAGAGAGGUUUCAUUCAUGGAGGCUUCACACUUACAAAUGGAUCCCGGUCAUCCGCCUCAGUCCACUGCAUGGACACCUUACGCCAUCCAAAGAACUAGGCCACCAGCUCAGAUUGAUACCAAAUCGUUUCAAAAGUCAGGCUUAUAUGGAGAAAAGCCCUUCCGAUCACACUCUUCAGAUCAUCUGAAAGACAUGGUUUGGAAUGAGGAAGGCCAGUUUUGGGGAUAUCGUCCACAGAGAGAUGAAUAUGAGCAUAUGGGUGACCAGUUCCUUUGGCCAUACGAUGCUGGACCGAGAAUGGAGAGUGAUGCAUCAUGUAUACCGCCAUUUUGCAUACCCAUUGAUUGCGCUGAACCAAGUGAACCUCGGUGCAGGAAUCGCAAAAUUCUUGUCUCAUGCACCGGAUCCAACUGCCUCGGGAAUUGUUCCAGUCCACAAACGUGUGGACAAAAUAUUACAUGUUCCGAUGGUCUCAGUGGUGCUGAAUGUCACGUGAUGAAUAGGUCAGUUUGCCUGGAACGGUAUGGUGCACAAUGUAUCUUUGGAUGCAUUCACACUGGAAUCACUUAUCAGUGUGUCUGUAACCCUUGGAGUUCAGCGGCAAACAACACUUCCUGUUUUUCUAUCGAUUUAGACUUAUUUCAGUGUCCAUUGGGUUGCAAUGGUAGGGGUAGAUGUGACAUGCGGAGCAAAGAAUGCCGUUGUGAACCUGGUUUCUCGGGGCUGGCUUGCGAACACACACAAGUCUGUCCUCAAGGCUUGACCGGAUCUGACUGCCGUCUAGACAUAGACGAAUGCUUGAGUGGUGCCGCUGGCUGUGAACAACGGUGCGUGAAUUUAUACGGAUCAUUCAGGUGUGAAUGCUUGCCCGGUUAUCGGGUUGAUCCAAUCAAUCACAGGAAGUGCGAGCCAAGUGAGCAAUGUUCGCAUAGGUGUGCCGCAGAUCAAGGGACGUGUGAUGUACAUGAUCGUUGCAUUUGUAACCAUGGUUUUCAGGGAGAAUGGUGUACCGAAGAUGUGAACGAAUGUGAACAGAAUUUACACAAUUGCGAACAUAUAUGUGUGAACACACGUGGUUCAUUUGAAUGCCAGUGUUACCCGGGUUACAAACAAAGUCCACAGAAUGAGACUAUGUGCAUUCCAGUUGAUUGUGAUCCGAAAUGCGUGCCUACCCAGGGUACGUGUGGACCGGAUGGAACUUGUGUUUGCUUUCCAGGCUUCGAGGGACCGGACUGCGGUCUAGAUGUAGAUGAGUGUACUAUCGGGAAAGAUCAGUGUGAACAUCACUGUGUAAACACACCUGGAUCUUACUACUGCGUUUGUGAAGUAGGCUAUCUGCUAGAUCCUGUGAACCGCGUCCGGUGUCUGGCAGACACGUGUGAUCCAUCCUGUGCAAAUGCGGAGGCGGAGUGCUACCGACGGCGUUGUAUCAAUGGCGUUUGUCGCGUUGUGUAUAUCAACGCCACUCAACGAACUCAAUGCGAAUGUGACCCUGGUUUUCAGGGAACACGUUGCGAAGAGGAUAUAGACGAAUGUACUACCCACACCAACAAAUGUGACCAGUUGUGUCGCAAUACGCAUGGAUCAUAUUCGUGCGAUUGUAUGCCGGGUUAUCGGUUGGGCCCAGACGGUUUUUCUUGCUUCCCAGUCAACAAGUUUUGUCACCCAGAGUGCAUGAAUGGAGGAGAAUGUCUACCGGACGGGCAAUGUGCAUGCCAGCCUAAUUUCGAGGGUCCUAGAUGUGAAUUUGAGGUGAAUCUGUGCCAGAAGCUGAAGAAUUGUGAACAUCAUUGUGUGACAGAAAAGGACGGAACGUCUCGUUGCCUCUGCCGACCAGGAUACCAACUAGCAGAAGACGGACGUUCGUGUAAACUCAGCGAAGAGUGUGUUCAACCGUGCCAGAACGGCGGUCAAUGCUUCCGUGGUCAGUGUUUGUGUAAAUCCGGUUUCGAGGGCCUCCACUGUGAAAGAGACAAGGACGAAUGUGCUCUUCCAGCUGCCGUGCACGGAUGCACCUAUGAAUGUCGCAACACGUUUGGUUCAUACGAAUGUGUAUGCCCAGACGGAUAUAAUCGAUUGGCCGACAAAAGAACAUGUGUGCGUUCUCAUACUGGAGCUGAAUGCAGUCCCGUCUGUCGUAAUGGAGGCGUGUGUAAAGAAAGGAAUCGAUGCGAGUGUCUACGCGGCUACAAGGGACCCGACUGCGGCACAAAGGUGAACGAAUGUGAAGAAUACAAGCCGUGCGAUCCCAAUUACGCCGAAUGUCGUAACACCCCAGGUGGAUUCGAGUGUGUUUGCCACCCAGGGUAUCGACUGAUGGUAGACGGCCGUCACUGUAUAGAGGAAGCUCGAACGCGUCACGCACCGCAUUUGGUUUUCCGCGGUCGGGGUCAGAAAGGUAUUGUUGUUGCAAACCGAGUGCAGGCGUCGGCGCCUGCGGUUGGUCGUCAGACUGUACGUCGUAAACGGCGAACUGCCGAAGCAUUGAAACACCUUCGUGCUGGAGAAUACAGAAAUCCGAGAAGGCUACAUAAGGCGAACAGAAGAGCUGCGCUCAAAGGUGACCCAGAGAAGACGCGUACAAAACGUGGUCGGAUCCUCUCCUUUACUGUUUUCCGUUCCGGAUAGCGAAGCUGAGCGGUCACAAUUUCCUUGUUGUAUAUGUUGAAAAAAUUGAUUAUGACGGCCUAUGUAAGUCUAUAGCACAUUUGUGUACAUACACCAAACACGUUUCGUCAUAUUGGAUAAAGAACACUGUAUUUCUGGUUGUUACACUACCACAAUAACCGAAGAUGUACAAUGAAUAUAUACGGGUU